Messenger RNA from Monomorium pharaonis (pharaoh ant), 3527 nucleotides. RefSeq names its product UNC93-like protein. The coding region runs from base 449 to 2149 and encodes 566 amino acids. Gene Ontology annotation, biological process: regulation of muscle contraction; regulation of potassium ion transport. NCBI's taxonomy places the organism in Eukaryota, Metazoa, Arthropoda, Insecta, Hymenoptera, Formicidae. Gene Ontology annotation, cellular component: plasma membrane; striated muscle dense body. The record is from RefSeq and is a predicted model, not a curated record. Gene Ontology annotation, molecular function: potassium channel regulator activity. The transcript has 9 exons.
GUUUCGGCAGCCGCCAGUUUCGGCGGAGGCGAACCAUGGCGAUUGUUCGGUCGGGCAGCAGCAGCAGCAGCAACGUAAACGCGAAAACUCAAUUAGCUCGGACGCACAACGUGACGCCGAUCCGGAGAUCUGACAGUUACAAAUUAGAAUGCGAAUAGAGGCAAGAAGUAAAUCCGAUUGUUGUUAAUCGUCUCGAUCGCCCGAUAAUGGCGACCACGCGGCUUCGCCAGAGGGAAAGAGGGAGGAAGGUGUGCACGCGAAGCAGAGGCCGUAAAGCAGGUGCUUGGUUGCAGACUCGCGUUGCGUGACCAACUCGCGGAUGAGAAAAACGCCGAUCACGGACCACCCAUAACGUAAUGAGAUCGAGCGAGGGGGCCUGAUCGCACGGUGAGAAAGCAUCACACGAGUAAUCGCGAAGCGAUAGAGAACGGCGACGGGGUGAAUAACGAUGGGUUCCUUGCCGAAUCUUCACGAGCUGUCCAAGGACAAGCUGGGGAGCCCGGUGUACAAACCGGCACCGAUAGGCGGUCUUGGUCCAAAGCGAUUGCCGGCGCAGCCACCGCCGCUAGCGCACUCGCAUAAGCGCGCGAGAAGCAGCGGGCAUCAUCAUUCUACCCUGAGUGACAACGAUGCCAUGUUGGAGCACAUGGCGGCGUACUCGCCAAUCUCCUGCCGGUCAACGCGCACCUCGGCGCUGUCGUGGCGGCGUCGCGACUCCAUGAACUCCUCGGCGGGCGCGUCGUCGGUGCGCCGACUGAUCGCGGCGGUCCGCGCGGCCCCGUCCGGACCCAGACCGCCACGUAAGGCCGUGCUGCGUCACAUCGCGGCCCUUCUGCUCGGCCACGCGGGCUGCUCGGCCGCGACGCUGCCGAUCUUCCCGCUGCAGGCGGGCCUGGGCGCGUUCGAGCCUCGCAUGGGCCCGGUGCUGCUCGCCUAUCUCUACAUGAUGGCAGCCGCCACCAGCUGCUUCGCGCCCAUCGUCGUGCAACGGCUCGGCACGAAUCUCGCCAUCACCGCAGGCCACGUGAUCACCGCUAUCUUCGUCGGCGUGCACCUGUAUCCAAAAUGGUACAUACUCGCGCCCAGCUACGUUAUGUUGGGUUGCUGCGCAACCUCGAGCUUCCUGGCGAGGACGUCACACAUUAAUGUGUCCGCGACCAGUCUGGCACUGGUUUGUGUCGAUCCCGAGGAUCCCGAUGAGACACGUCGCGAAUGCCUGCUGAGAAGACUCAAUCGGGGAAUCAAACUGGCCGAGGACAUCGGCCUUGCAAUCGGUUGUCUCAUUGCCGCGGUCCUCGUCAGGGUAAUGGACCUGAUACCGUCUGGUGUAAUGAACAGCGACGUUUGCGGGGCUGAGUACUGUUCGGAGGAGAUGUACUUUUACAACGAAUCCCUCUACGUGCCGACGAUGACGCCGGGUAGCUCGAGGAUUCUCGUCAGCAUUUGGCUCGGCUUGGCGGUGCUCGGUCUCGGCAUAUCAUGUGCGUUCUUCGACUCUAGGCUGCAAGAGCCUAAGUCAAACCAUGACCGCGCCAGCGUCAAGGACAUCCUCAAAUCCGUGAAAUCCGCGUUUCAGGAUCCGAAACUCAGGCUCGCGACGCCUCUCACGAUUUUCAUCGGGCUGGAGCAGGGCUUCAUUUACGCUGAUUUUACAGAGGCGUACGUGGUAUGCGCCUUGGGCGGCGCCGGUGCGGUGGCCUUAAGCUUCCUGAGCUUGGCUCUGUUGCAAGCUCUGGCCGCUGCGACGCUCUCGAUGCUGCUGAGGCACAUUAAAAGGUACUUUGUCGUAGUCGUAGGUUUCGCUUUCCACGCUUGUCUUCUGCUGGUUCUGGUAACCUGGAGACCGACGGGAGACGAUCCAGCUCUCUUCCAUGUCAUAUCAGCUGCCUGGGGGGUUUGUAAUUCCAUCUGGGAAACUUUGAUUUACACAUUGGUGAUGGGCUUGUACCCGAACGCGUGGCAGGGACCGCUGUCGACGUCGCUCUUUUGGCGCUGGCUCGGCUUGGCCCUUGCGCUCAGCUUGCACGGUAUAGUGUGCAUCCGCUAUCGCGUGCUGGGCCUCGCCGUGAACCUGGUGCUGGCGGUGGUGCCGUACCUGUGGCUGGAGAGCCGUCUCGCCCGCCGCAGCAAAACCCUAGCGCCCUUAUGACCAGGCGACUCGACCGCGAGCGAGCGCGGGUCUACUAGCGUCGAGACGGCGACGACGACCGAAAUUAGACACCGGGGAGACUGAGAACGAGCCGUUCCAUCCGGCACCACGGUGAAAUCGUGGACCGGGAUACCGAGACGCGGUAGCCGCAGGAGCAGCGGCCUGACGUCGCAGGAAUCGCAGCAGCAGCAGCAGCAGUCGCAGCAGCAGUCGCAGUCGCAGCAGCAGCCGCAACAGCAACCGCAGCAGCAACCGCAGCAGCAACAUCAGCAUCAGACGCAGGCCAGCGGCGCGACGUUGAAAGUCAAGACGCGACGCAGGUCGAACAGCGUCGCGUUUGCCUGCCGCACCGACUACGGUCUGCCUGACGACAGCGAUGACAACGACAUCCCGCCGAAGAACCCGGUGCUGCUCGUCGCGGAAGCGUCACAGGAGCGUCGCAGGAGCGCCAUCGAUUCCGUACUCGAGGGCUCGAAGGAACGCUCCUCGAUCUUCACGCUCUCGUGAGGAAGGCGUCCUCUCGCGAACGCGCUGCUUCCCAAGCGUCAUCGUAUCCUUCGAUGAGAGAUGAGACGGGGAGUGUGCUAUCGUGCUGAGUACGUUUCAGCGCGAUGCACCCUGGAUAACGCGUGAAAUCUUUCUCUUUCUCUCCCCUCCUCCGUUUUGACUGAUUAUAAAAUUCGAAAAACAAAAUUACAGUGUUAGAGCGAGAAAGAGAAAGAACUUGUGCUUGCGGUUGAAGAUUCGAAUUAAAAUCGCUGAAGCGUGCCAAUUCAGCGUGCAAGCAGCCGCGACGCGAUAUCCGGUGUAUCUCGUGUGAGCAUUGCGGUGUCCUAUUUUGCGCUCGACCCUCGGGAAGAGAGCUUCCUCCGUCUCUCUCCCCCGUCUUGCUCCCCCGCGAAUUUGGAGCGAGGACGGCGACGAUCGAUGGACGCUUUAAAGCUCUCUCUCUCUCACUCUCUCUCGCUAUCCAUAGGCGCGCGUUUGAGCCACGAUUAAUGAGGAUCGCUCUUCCGAAGCUGGAUGGAACGGCUGCGUAUUACGGACAUUAUAUGCAUACACGUGUACGUUAUACGUACAUACGUACACGUACACAGACGUACGCUUUCCCGCUACUACGGUGCGAUCGAUGCACACGACUGAAUAGCGGGAAAAACGACACGCGCAUACAUGUACACACAUACACACACGUACGUAAAGUCUACAUAUAUCGUAUUCUAAUAAAACCGAGCGUACCGUUUUGUAUCACUCGAACGAAUCGCCGUUUGACGUAACGAAACGUCGAGAUGUACCUGAUGUCUUUCAAGCCAAGCUACACAAGGUAUAGUCGCCCCUUCCCUCACCUGCGCGAACCACCCGAUAUAAAUAAAUAUAUAUA